UUAACAAAUUUGUCGAGAAGAAAAAAAAUAAAGUAGAUAGAAAAGGAGAAAAAUUCCGAUUUCCGAAUUCACUGGCAACGAGAAGAAGAAGAGAAGAGAAGAGAAGAGAAGAGAAGAGAAGAGAAUGAACCACAACCAGCAAUCCAGCGAUGGCAGACACGACGACGACACAGCCCUAACAGAGUUUCUCGCCUCUUUGAUGGAUUAUACUCCAACUAUACCCGACGAGCUAGUGGAGCAUUACCUUGCCAAGAGUGGAUUUCAGUGUCCCGACGUUCGAUUAAUUAGGUUGGUGGCUGUUGCCACACAGAAGUUUGUUGCAGAGGUUGCCACUGAUGCUCUUCAGCAGUGCAAAGCAAGGCAGGCAUCAAUCAUCAAGGACAAAAGGGAUAAGCAGCAAAAGGAAAAGCGCCUUAUAUUGACAAUGGAGGACUUGUCGAAGGCAUUGCGAGAGCAUGGCGUAAAUGUGAAGCACCAAGAAUAUUUUGCUGACAAUCCUUCAACCGGGAUGGAUCCUGCUUCAAGAGAUGAAUGAACUGUAGAUGGAUCUACAAGUCCGUUUACUCAUUUGAAUGACCCUGUAAAACAGUGCUAGAGAACUUAGCUAUGCCUUAAAUCACUUUUUUUCCAUAAAUAAAGUAGCUAUCUUGUACAAUUGUAUCUUGAUAUUGUGAAAAUAUUUGAUGUCUUCGUUCAUUUGGUGGACACCUCAA
Molecule: messenger RNA, 713 nt
Organism: Morus notabilis
Lineage: Eukaryota; Viridiplantae; Streptophyta; Magnoliopsida; Rosales; Moraceae
Product: transcription initiation factor TFIID subunit 10
Exons: 6
Coding region: 125-535 (136 amino acids)
Biological process (GO): transcription initiation at RNA polymerase II promoter
Cellular component (GO): SAGA complex; transcription factor TFIID complex; nucleus
Molecular function (GO): promoter-specific chromatin binding; RNA polymerase II general transcription initiation factor activity
Source: RefSeq, a predicted model, not a curated record